This is a messenger RNA of Cuscuta epithymum, 750 nucleotides long. Lineage: Eukaryota; Viridiplantae; Streptophyta; Magnoliopsida; Solanales; Convolvulaceae. The record is from the annotation of a GenBank genome assembly.
UGUUUCUUCCCAAAGGUCAUAACACCUAUAUUAAGAGACCCAAGGGAGAUCGUUCAAUCCAUCGCAAAUCCGCUUGUAUCCUUAGAGAAUCCAACGACAUCAUGGCUUCAUCAUCUUCGUCAUCAAAGUUUGGUUUCUCCUCAACCGCAUCUACUGUUACCCCAUACAAUUAUGGGAUAGAACCUCUAAAUGGCACAAACUUUUCAACAUGGAGAGAAUCUAUAAAACUCUCACUUGGCAUGAUGGAUCUCGACCAAGCACUGAGAAUGGAUCCACCAGGUGCUCCUAAUGAUGAAAGCACUGUGGAACAGAAGCGUUCUUAUGAACAGUGGGAGAGGUCCAACCGAAUGUGCCUCAUGGUGAUUAAGAAUUCCAUAUCUGUAGCCAUUCGCGGAGCCAUUCCUGACUCUGAAAAUGCGAAGACCUACCUAGAAUAUGUGGAAGAACAAUUUAAGGGCACUUCUAAAGCACAUGCCAGUACCCUAAUUCUCAAAAUGUUGACGAGUAAGUAUGAUGGAGUAAGUGGUAUUCGUGAGCACAUCAUGAAAAUGUCUGAUAUGUCUAACAAGCUCAAAAGUAUGGACAUGGAGAUCAGUGAAGGUUUCCUCGUUCAUUUCAUAAUGACUUCUCUACCUGCGUCUUAUGGUCCAUUCAAGAUCAAUUACAACACGCAGAAAGAGAAGUGGACAAUGAGCGAGUUGAUUGCUAUGUGUGUUCAAGAAGAAGAGCGCCUUAAAGCUGAAAGACCAG